Molecule: messenger RNA, 507 nt
Organism: Dioscorea cayenensis subsp. rotundata (Guinea yam)
Lineage: Eukaryota; Viridiplantae; Streptophyta; Magnoliopsida; Dioscoreales; Dioscoreaceae
Product: mannose-specific lectin-like
Exons: 1
Coding region: 1-507 (168 amino acids)
Source: RefSeq, a predicted model, not a curated record
AUGGCAAACUUCCAAGUUCGCUCUGCUUCUGCUCUUAUGAGCAUCCUCUUCCCGAUUGUGCUAAUUAUUAUAACUCAUCAUGCUCCUUCAUGCACAGCAAGAUAUAUUAUGUUUUCAGGGGAUACGCUCAAGGCAGGACAAGGCCUAACCAUGAACGAAUACACACUUUAUAUGGGCAAAGACUGCAACUUAGUCCUGUAUGAAGAUGGCUCCUCGGUGUGGUCAUCGGGAACAUCCGGCAAAGGCUCCAAUUGCUACACCAAACUUGAGAGAAAUGGGUACCUGUCCAUCUACAAUGAAGGCAUCCUUUUUCCCAUCGCUGUCUGGAAGAGCAACGAUGGAAAAUACUUUCCGGGCGAAUACAUCCUGGUCUUGCAACCAGAUCGUAACGUGGUGAUCUAUGGUGAGAAGAUAUGGAACAGCGGCACUGGUUCUUCUUCUCUCUUUGCCAACAAGAAGCUCACCUCCAACAAACGCAUUGACAUGGUCACUAACGAGAAGCAAUGA